UUUAUAGGAAGCUAGAAAAGCAAGAACAUAUGUGUGGCUUAGAAGUGUUUGAAAUUAUUCCACAGCCACUUGCUUUCAUUUGCCGCAUCGAAAGUAUGCUUUCUAACUUUGGCGCCAACGACCUUUUGUCUGAUUGCCGGUUUGCGGUUUGGCAACGUUCCCAAGUUCAUCUGCUAACAAUAAAAUCUAGACGAUCAAAAAAAAAUGUUGAGGAGAGGAUACAGCUUUCGUGUGCGAUCCUUGAUCCUCGACGCAGCAGAUGAUCAUCUCAGUUAAGCGCAGUCACUUUCGCUCGGGACAUCGCCGCUAAGCUCGCUGGCACGUGUUUACUGCUCGUAGUACCGUGGCUAAUCAUGAAAUCGGACACCAACAAACCGGACACAUCGCAGUGGGAUCAGUUGGAGCAUAUGGUGAAAGAAACGCGCAAUUUUCUCACCGAGUACGACGACAUUGUGCUGCACAAAGAGCUCUACCGCACGUUGUUUAUGUACCACCUGACGAAUCUGCGGGAUGAGGUGAUAUUGCUGCUGAAAAAGUUUACCACCCUACCGAAAGACAUUGCGGAGGAGAAGGAGAUUGAGUGUUGCGGGGUGAUGUACAGCGAUAAAGAUGCGUUCAAGCAGCACUACGAGGAUGUACACAAUAAGAAAGUUCUCCAAUCAGCUUCCUUAUGCGAGCUUAAAAUGUCUCUCACAAAAAUUACGUUCUUCGAACGACAUCUCAAAGACUAUCUGUUGGGCGGACAGGAAUCAAGCUGUGAGCUAUUGCUGAACUUGCGAAGGAUAUUGAGACGAUUGGAUCAUACGUUGGAGUUUUAGUUUUUAUUUUAUUUAAUGUUGUCAACCAAUCCUGCUCAGUAACGAUUCCCAUAAAACUAUUAUAACUCGU
Anopheles moucheti is the source of this 888-nucleotide messenger RNA. RefSeq lists its product as uncharacterized. NCBI's taxonomy places the organism in Eukaryota, Metazoa, Arthropoda, Insecta, Diptera, Culicidae. The transcript is spliced from 4 exons. The record is from RefSeq and is a predicted model, not a curated record. The coding region runs from base 354 to 818 and encodes 154 amino acids.